AUGGUAGAUAAUUUGAGUGAAAUGAUGCAACGUGAAUGGAAUUUAGUUAAUAAUGAUAGAGAUGAAGAUUCCAAUUAUGAUAAUGAUGCACGUCGUCGACAUAUUCGUCUUAGUCGUCGUGCUCAUCAAUCAGGUACUGGAACUAGUAAUCAUGCAACACGUGUUAACCAUUCAGCUGCAUUAGUACAACGUAAUGGUCCUCUAGCUGCUUCACCUACAUUAAAAUCAUUACGAAUUAUUUUUAUGCGUCAUAGUGAACGAGCCAAUCAAGCACUUGGUCCUGAUUGGUUUAAUAAAGCUUUUCGUACAAAUACAUAUAAACCUUAUGAUAUUAAUUUACCAGAUUAUUUACCUAAAAGACGUUCUGAUCAAGCUUAUGAAUAUGAUGCACCAUUAACAGUACGUGGUUUAAAAAUAGCUCGUCUUACAGGUCGUGCUAUGAUGAAUAGUGGACUUGUAGCUGAUGUAUGUCUUUCAUCAACUGCUCUUCGUUGUGUACAAACAUGUGAACGAAUUCUAACAGGCAUGGAUCGUCGUGAUCGUAUUCCAAUUCGUAUUGAACCUGGCCUCUUUGAAUGUCCACAUCUUAAUCAUAAAAUAACCGAUAGUUUUAUGACAAAAAAAGAAUUUAUGGAAAAUAGAUACAAUAUUAAACAUGAAUAUAAAGCAUUAAUUCCCAGAGUCCAUGUACCUGAAACAUUAGAUGAUUAUUUUGAUAGAAGUGUUGCUGUUAUGCGAGGAAUUAUCAACAGAUAUGGUCAUCAUGGUGGUACAGUACUUAUUGUUACACAUGCGCCCGGUUUAUUAGCUUUGACGGAUGCAAUCAAAGGAUUAAGACCAAAUGUUGAUACAUUUUAUCGUACUGUAUCAACAUAUUCACCAUUAGCAACUUGUAUUGCGGAAUAUGAUGGAUCGAAAUGGAAAUAUACAGAACGACCAUUUAAUUUUAUUCCUACAGAUCAAUAA
This is a messenger RNA of Adineta steineri, 966 nucleotides long. The record is from the annotation of a GenBank genome assembly. Lineage: Eukaryota; Metazoa; Rotifera; Eurotatoria; Adinetida; Adinetidae.